This is a messenger RNA of Strongylus vulgaris, 527 nucleotides long. Lineage: Eukaryota; Metazoa; Nematoda; Chromadorea; Rhabditida; Strongylidae. The record is from the annotation of a GenBank genome assembly.
AUGCUCCCUAUAGACUGCCUAGAUUGUUUGAAUGAUAUGAAUGGUAAGAUAGCAUGUUUAUUUCAGGGUAACAUCUUUCGGCUUCUUAUUAAUGUACAUUUUUUGUUGGAGCUUGUUACGAGCUUCCCCUUCGCUAUCACUAUAUUUCAACCAAAGCUGCGUCGCCUAUUUGUGCCAGUUUUUCUUAACUGCUGGCUUGCAAAGGGUUCGCUGCAAGCGAUGAUGAAUGAUCUUAACCGCGGCUCUUUCAUGAAUCAAUCUGCUCUCUUCAGACAGCUCCUAUUGUUAUUCUCUAUCAUGCUUUGUUUGAUUUUUACUGGUAAUUUUUACUGCAUUGAACAUCUACAGCGAGGUGGAGACAGACAAUUUGACCUAUUUACCAGUUUUUACUUUGUUAUGGUCACAUUCUCAACUGUUGGCUAUGGUGAUUGGUAUCCUGACACAUGGAUGUCGCGACUUUGCGUAGUAUCGUUUAUUUGCAUAGCUCUAGUUCUCUUGCCAUCACAGGUAAAGUACUUCUUAUGAGC